Molecule: messenger RNA, 690 nt
Organism: Paramecium tetraurelia
Lineage: Eukaryota; Ciliophora; Oligohymenophorea; Peniculida; Parameciidae
Exons: 3
Source: RefSeq, a predicted model, not a curated record
AUGCAAACAACACCGCCAUUCUCACAAAAUCACACUAAUCCUCUAUUGACCAAAGAUGAUGUAGGCAAGUCCAAACCCUCAACAUACAAUCUCCCUAAUCAAGACUUUGUCUAUGGACACCCUUUGGCAAGGGAUAAGGAAGGAGCCAAAGAAGUUACCAUGACUUGGAAAUUCCACUAAGAAUCCCAAGACAAAGUGCCCAACAGAGAUUUUGCUGAAUUAAACAAAUAGUCCAUUCAUAAUGGGUCUGUCAAAGCACAUGUAACUGUACAUUCUAUUCAGGAUAUGUAUAAAUUUAGAUAGACACACGAUGCCAGGUUAAAACUUAAAAAGGGUACCAACAUACAAGCCAUAGAAUUGCCAGAAGAAGAAUUCAGAUAUGGUCGUAAAAAUAGACCAUCCACACCCAUGAAAUUGGUUAUGGGUAACUCCUAUGGAAUUGAGGCUGAAUCCACGAUAUUAGAGAAAUACUAAGUUAGAGCAAGCUCAUAAGUAACUAUAAUCUAAAUAAAGGAUUCCAAAUUAUCCUCAUCAAUAGUAAAGAGUAACAAAGCAUCUUAAUUGUUUUAUGAUACAAAUCAUAAAAAAUUAGCUGCUAUUCGAGGAGUGGAGAAAAAGGAACCAUUCAAAAUGGAAAAGUUCAAAACUGUCAAUUCCAAAAUCAAUACCAAUUUAUCAACUAAAAAAUGA